This is a messenger RNA of Poeciliopsis prolifica (blackstripe livebearer), 2363 nucleotides long. It is a transcript of the gene ninj1, whose product is annotated as ninjurin 1. Gene Ontology annotation, cellular component: membrane. The record is from RefSeq and is a predicted model, not a curated record. Lineage: Eukaryota; Metazoa; Chordata; Actinopteri; Cyprinodontiformes; Poeciliidae. The transcript is spliced from 4 exons. Gene Ontology annotation, biological process: cell adhesion; tissue regeneration. Bases 1085 to 1543 code for a protein of 152 amino acids.
CGUCAAUCUGAGAAACUGCAGACUGAUAGGAGGAACCAAAGAGCUCUGCAAAGGAAGCAAUUCGCCCAAGUCUGCCGUUUAUUGAUCGUUCAGAAACGCCAGCGGCUGUGAUGAACCACAGCAAAGGUAAACAACAAUAAAAUAACCCGAACAGGUGAUCAACUCAGAACCUGUCGCACCUUUCAACUCUCUUUCUCUCUUUACCGUUAAAAACCAGUUGGCGUGGCAACCGCCUGCGCCCCUCAAGCCGAGCAGAGAUUACGUUAAAAACAUUUGCGUUACGACAUCAGGUUUCCAGGCUUGAUAUUCAGUUAUCGAUUAUUAAUGAGCCUCUCAUGAACACAGAGGUAGUUUUUAGCUGAUUUAAACUCCUGCUCUGCUAGUCAGUCGGUCUUUGAGUCGCUUUUUUUUAUUUGUUAAUGGAUCUGGAACGCAACAUAAUAUUUACUGAGAAUAUUAAUUUUAACACGUUUUGUUGAUUUUUUUUUAUUGUUCUUUAAUGAAGCUACAAACGUUUUGGAUCUUAGUGAAUAUUUUAAUAAGCCUGUCAGAAGAGGAAGUUCUGGUUUCAGCGUCCUGGCCGCACCUGCUGCCGAGAUCCACUCAAAACCUUCCCGCGAUCCACGUAUUGAUCACCCCUGGUGUAGGCUAAUGUAUAAUCUGAAUUGAACAUGCCCUUCAUUUCAAAAUAUAUAUCUACUUUUGUAAUACCGCAGAUGUAACGCUAGAUGUCAGUAAAACCCCGCCCGAAAUCAUCCAGCAAAGUUCCCAAUGAGUAAUCCACGCUUUGUCCGGCCUCUAAAACAUUACGUUAGCAUCUUAUUUGUGGACCAUGUCUGAAAGUAUCCUAUAAAAAAUGCCGUCAGGAAGUUGUCACUUCUGAAAGCAGCACACAGCUUUCUGAGAACCGCCGCCCCGCGUUGUGUUGGAGGGCUGGCUCAAUCAACAACUGCCAUCUCCCAUCUUCCUCAAAGCAGCGGGGCAUUUUAGAAGGAGACCAGCCGAGACUUUGUGCCCGAACCCACGGAGACCCACUGAGCGAAGCCCAUGACCGACGUUUUCUGUCAGGAUACAGAGAUACGGCAUGGCUACUGACAGCAUAGCAAUGAACGGAGAUGCUGACCGAAGCGACGAGGCGGAGGUCAUUCGUCGGGAAAACAGCAUCACAUGGCGGCGGCGGCGCGGACCCCUUAACAUGAACCAUUAUGCUAACAAGAAGAGCGCAGCAGAGAGCAUGCUGGAUGUGGCUCUGCUGAUGGCAAACGCCUCGCAGCUGAAGGCCGUUCUCGAGCACGGACCGAGCUUCACCUUCUACGUUCCCCUCAUCACUCUCCUCAGCAUCUCUCUCAUCUUACAGAUAGUGGUGGGAGUUAUGCUCAUCUUUAUCGUUAAGUGGAAUCUGAACGAUGAAAGAAUGCAUCACAAGCUGGACAUCUUGGAAAGCUGUGUCAUGGCCUUCAUCUUUGUCAUCGUGGUGGUCAACGUCUUCAUCACAGCCUUCGGCGUCCAGCAACCCCACUCAAAAGAUUCACCGCCUUCUUGACGUGCUCGUUGCUCAUCAAGACAUUAUGAUAUUUUAUUACUUUUUACAAAUUAAAAGGCCAUUCUGUAUAAUUGGUUGCUAUUGUCUGACUGUCUGUGUUUUGAACAAAAAUGAAAAACUUUCUCAUCAGUUACUGGUGCAAAAUAACGAAAAACACCAAGCACAAAAGACUGUAUAAGACACAAUCAUUGUGACCAUUUCCUGUCAUGUAAAAAUAUUUUUCAUAUCUGUUGUUGUCUGUAUGCAUGACUGCUGCUGCUUAUUAUUGACGGAUAACCUCAACAAAAUUAAAGUAAAAUUAUUCAAGAAGGCUAAAUGCAGCACCGGAGCUUAACUGAAGGAGAGAUGUGUUGUUUACAGUUUGAAUUUCUUGAAUAAUGAUCUUUAUGUGCUUUUUGAAGUGCUAUGCAGAAUGCAAUAUUUUUGACUGUCUUCCAUACAUUAGGUAAACUUUUCAGUGUCAAAUCAGUGGAAGAGGCCUGUGAGUACAACCUCCGGUUGAGGAAACAAUGUCCUGCCUUUUAUUUGUUUUUAAGUACUCGUUUUAUCUCUUUUAACAGGUAUUGCAGACAUAAAGUAAUAUAUUUGUUAUUUAGUUUUUGAAGAGAAUCUCAAGAUCCUACACUUACUGAUUGGGAACCUGGUUAAAAAAAUAAUUUGAGUUUAUUUACAUCGUUGUGCGGUUGCUUUGACUAAAUGUUUUAUUUACUUUUUUUAAACAAACAAAAAAACAAGAAUAUUUUACAGCUUUAAGUACUUCUAUACACUGUGACUGCUCAUGUUCUAUAUUUUUAAAUAAAACUAGAAAAGUUUUAUUUUC